This is a messenger RNA of Pungitius pungitius (ninespine stickleback), 2584 nucleotides long. RefSeq names its product major facilitator superfamily domain containing 9 (gene slc67a2). Gene Ontology annotation, molecular function: transmembrane transporter activity. The transcript is spliced from 6 exons. The record is from RefSeq and is a predicted model, not a curated record. The coding region runs from base 258 to 1682 and encodes 474 amino acids. Gene Ontology annotation, biological process: transmembrane transport. Gene Ontology annotation, cellular component: nuclear envelope. NCBI's taxonomy places the organism in Eukaryota, Metazoa, Chordata, Actinopteri, Perciformes, Gasterosteidae.
AACUCCACGGAAGUUCAACACCUGAGAGAAUAACUGCGCGUCGAAUUGUCGGUGUCAUUCCAAAAUGUCACUAUCUCUCUGAGACCCGCCAUAUUUCACAGCUGUGACAUUCGGGCACACAUUUAGCAGCGAGCCGUGUCUCCUCACUUCCUGCCCGGGACACCUCCGCCUGGAAAGGAGAGGAGCUCGCUACCGUGUCUGGAUAAAUCUGAGCGGAGCUUCCCUUCCGGCUCCAGCCGUGCUGUCACAUCGGGAGGAUGAACGACCAGAAAUGUAGCGCCUUAUUUCAGAAACCAAGGGGACGGACGCGGAUUAUACAAUGCAUCUAUGUGGUGGGCUUCAUGGACCUGUUUGGCGUGAGUAUGAUCAUACCUCUGCUGAGCCAUCACGUGAAGGCCCUUGGAGCAAGCCCCACUGUGGCUGGUAUUGUAGGAGCUACGUAUGGGAUCUUACAGCUCUUCUCAAGCACAAUAGUUGGGAGCUGGAGCGAUGUGGUGGGCCGGCGCUACUCACUGCUCACCUGUCUCCUGCUGAGCGCUCUGGGCUACGGGCUGCUCGGCAUGUCCACCAGCAUCGCUUUGUUUGUCCUCGCACGGAUUCCCGUGGGGCUGUUUAAGCACUCCCUGUCCAUCUGCAGAGCUCUGCUGUCCGACCUGGUCUCAGAGUCAGAGCGUCCUCUGGUGAUGGGACACUUCAAUGCAGCCUCCAGUGUUGGCUUCAUUCUGGGUCCUGUGGUGGGCGGCUACCUCACGGAGCACGAAGGCGGCUUUUAUACUUCCUCCUUUACCUGUGCAAUCAUCUUCCUCACUAAUGCAGGGCUUGUUUGGAUGAUACCAUGGAGCGAGACGCUAAUUUACCUGAAUGGCAAUCACUCCAGGACCAACGCAAGUAAAGGUUGUCAUGACAACAACUGCAGUAAGUCGGUUUGCAAUGGCUCUCAUUCAAAUAGUCACGGCCGAACGUCGGCAGCGGAGACGGACCCGGACGCCAGAGCUCCGGAGACACGUGGAGUUGACCCCGGGGGGAGCAAGGCAUCCCCGUUCCAGCGUGCCUGGAGACUGCUGUCCUCGGUGGGCUCCAGGAUCCACAUGGUGGCCUCCUCUGACAUGUGGGACCUCUUCCUCAUGCGUCUUCUGAUGGCUUUAGCCAUCAUGCUUUACCACAGUAACUUCUCUCUGGCGAUGGAGGAGCGUUUCUCACUCAAACCCAAGGUGACGGGUUAUCUGAUCAGCUACAGCAGCACCUUAGGGGCCCUGGCGGGUUUCCUGGUGGGGCCCGUCACCCAGCUGUACGGCAACAACAUGCCUGCUCUGCUUCUCCACUCCACAAUUCUCACCUGUUCGCUCAUUUUACUGUACGCCGCGGCGCCCAGUGUGUCGCAGGUGCUGCUCACGUCCACAUUCUUUGCCAUUUCCACCACUAUCGGACGGACAUGCAUCACGGACCUGGAACUGCAUAGAGGAGGGGUCCAGGCCAGCGGGACUCUGAUCGGGGCUGGGCAGUCUGUGACAGCCGUCGGCCGAGUCCUCGCCCCUCUCCUCUCUGGUCUGGCCCAGGAGUUCAGUCCUUGUGGCCCCCCCAGCGUGGGGGUGAUCUUAGCUCUUGCAGCUGUAGGUUUAAUGCUCAUUCGGAUCCCCAAAUGGGACAGGAGAGGGAUGACAAAAGAAAGCCGAACUGACUGAAUUCAUUCAAAAUCAUAGCAGAUCUAUCCCACAGAGAUGUGCUCCUAUUGAGGAGGCAGACCAAUCAGAGGUUUUCUGCGGAUAAAUAGCAGAGUCGAAGUGGGAAUGACGCGUCCUGUCCCGAUGGACCUGGCCGUCUGUAGAUGCAACCACAUCACUCUCUAAAUGGCUUGUCACCACCAGCACUGCAGCACAUCGCUCAGGAAAAGCAGUUUCAAAACAUUAGGGCCUGGUGUUAGCACAUAGUGCUCCGGACCCCUUUGAAACAAUGCACACUUUAUUUUGAAUGUAAUUCUCUAAGCACUACCUUGUACAAAGUACUUGGAGUUACCUGUAGCGGUAGAUCACACUGUUGUGUUUUGUUGAAAACACCUUACCUCAAUGCCAGUUGUUUUUUAUGAAUGCACUGCUUCCAAAUGGUUCCUACGGUGGUAUGUGACCAAAUCUUUGUUCCAUAGAUUUGUUCAUUCUUAGGAUAUUUUUAAAUUGUACAAAUGCUAAUAUGCAGGCUUACUAGUGUACUGGUUUCCACUGGAACAUUUUUUUCAUGUGCUUAUGUUCAAAUAUAUAUAAUAUCCUAAUAUACCUUUAGUCACCCUCUGUCUGAAAAGGUCCUUUUCAGGGCUUUCUUUAAGUCCUCCCCCACCUCACAAAAAAGCUGAAUGGCUUUUUGCAUUGUUUUCUGAUCUAAGACCAACUGACUGGGUUGUCUUAUUUUACGGUUAAAGGUUUAAUAAUCUGUCCCCUUUAAGUUAAAUUUCAACUGUACUGAGACCCGCUCUUGUUAACUAUAUACAUUUCUGUAAACCUGUCAGUGAAACCAUGAAAUACAUGUCACAUCCAGUACUAAACUUUUUGUAUCAGAGUCUUGUUGUAAAUUAAACUGAUAUAAAUGCUUCAUA